AUGCACGGGCAGCAAUGGUCCCCAGGAGGUAAGUGCCAGGCGCUCGCACGGCAGAGAGUGACGCACCAGAAUGGAAACGCCACCACCGCGCCCACUGCAGGCCUGAAGAAAGUCAUUGCAGGCAGAAACCUUUCUCGCCACGUUGCUACGGUCAUUUAUUUCCUGGAGAAGAACGAUGUCAGUUUGAUGCCGCUCCAAUCACGCAGCAAAUGCAAUCGUUUUUACGGAAGAGAGGCCUGCAAUGUUAAGCCGCCAAACAGUGAUGCAGCCACCCUCCUCGGUGGCAGGGUUCGUUUGGACGUCACCGCAGCGUGGGACAUCAACGGAGUGACCGCAGCGAAACGAUCGUGCAGUUUUGCCCGACAGUCUGCAGGCAGACCGCUUCACCUCCCCGCACCGGGCAUGGCGUGGAACCCUCUCGACGGGUGGAGUCGUCUUGGUCUCCGUCGUGCUCGCAGCAACGCCCUGCUGCGGAGUUCCUAUAUGCAACCAGAGCCCCAGCAGCGCGACAAGGUGCGGACCCCAUCGCCGGGGCCAGGAGGAGUCGCAGUGCCUCCUGCUGUCAUCAGGGAUCCUUCUUGA
Trypanosoma cruzi is the source of this 582-nucleotide messenger RNA. RefSeq lists its product as uncharacterized. Lineage: Eukaryota; Euglenozoa; Kinetoplastea; Trypanosomatida; Trypanosomatidae. The record is from RefSeq and is a predicted model, not a curated record. The coding region runs from base 1 to 582 and encodes 193 amino acids. The transcript has a single exon.